AUGGAUAUAAUAAAAAAGUUUAGUAUUUAUUUGAAAGUGUUGCAACAAGAAAAAGUACGACAUGAUAAUGUACGAGUGGAAAUUUAUCUGAUACACUAUGUGAAAGUUGAAUACAAUAAGAAUUUGGACCAGAUAAAAAAUUACACAGGGAAUGAAAAUUUAGAAAUUAUCAUAGUCAUGAAUAAGGUUAAGGAAAAGCUAGCAACAUUUAAAGGUCUGAUACACAAGCUAGAGGUUCUAUUUAAUGUCAUAAAAUCGAAGUAUGUAAUUGUCAUGUCAACGAAAUCACUGAUUGGGGAACUGAAGAGUGAGUUCAAAACAGAAGAAAACGGAGAGUACAAUUUUGAUGAUCUCAUAAGGUUAAUGGAAGGAGUAUGUAGCAAAAUUAACACUGUGAAUAUAAGUGUCGAAACUGUAAGUAAGACAUACAAGAACAUUAAAUAUGUAGAAAUACAACUAUAA
Messenger RNA from Plasmodium fragile, 462 nucleotides. RefSeq lists its product as uncharacterized. NCBI's taxonomy places the organism in Eukaryota, Apicomplexa, Aconoidasida, Haemosporida, Plasmodiidae. The record is from RefSeq and is a predicted model, not a curated record. The coding region runs from base 1 to 462 and encodes 153 amino acids. The transcript has 2 exons.